AUGGAGAAGGGAACAUUACGAGACUUCCGGAUCUGCACUAGGGAUUUUAAUAGCUGGAUGCUGUUCAAGCUGUCAUUUGUUUCUUUCUAUUGCUGGCGUUAUUCUGUUCACACAUCAGAGCAGUAUUCCAGUAUUGACAUUUCGAAUAGUAUCGGUGGCAACCUAUAUCAUACCGUACUACACUUUGGCUUCUCCGCUGAUUCUGCUUCUACUUCUUAAGUGGUCAUCAGCUAAACGGAGAACCAAACUCGCUAAGAUUACAGUUACCUCUGAUGAAAAUGAUGCUUAUUUUAACACAUAUUCAAAAAUGUGGGCAACACUUUGACUAAUAAAGAUAGGUUUUGAUCUAUUCAAAAGGAAACUGUCAAG
Molecule: messenger RNA, 369 nt
Organism: Cylicocyclus nassatus
Lineage: Eukaryota; Metazoa; Nematoda; Chromadorea; Rhabditida; Strongylidae
Source: the annotation of a GenBank genome assembly